Messenger RNA from Talaromyces stipitatus ATCC 10500, 1025 nucleotides. Its product is annotated as calcium/calmodulin dependent protein kinase, putative. Bases 51 to 1025 code for a protein of 324 amino acids. Gene Ontology annotation, molecular function: protein serine/threonine kinase activity; ATP binding. Gene Ontology annotation, cellular component: nucleus; cytoplasm. Gene Ontology annotation, biological process: protein phosphorylation; mitotic DNA damage checkpoint signaling. The transcript has 4 exons. Lineage: Eukaryota; Fungi; Ascomycota; Eurotiomycetes; Eurotiales; Trichocomaceae. The record is from RefSeq and is a predicted model, not a curated record.
AUCUUUAAUUUCUUUAGUCAUUUCAACCACCCCUCAUCUGCCAGCCUACUAUGUUUAAAAGAACCCUUACCAAAAUGACAUCUGCGCCCAGGGACUAUAUUGGAGCUUCGGGGUCUUGUUAUCGAUUUCAAAACGUGCUUCAAGAACGGCCGCAUAUCGGUCGCGUCUGGUUGGCAACAUCGGGGUUAGAUAAAUUUGUUUUGAAAGAUAUACCGAAAGAUAUAUUUGACAAUUUCCGUGAAAACAUCCUACCCCGAUUGCGCAAGAGUCCAUAUAUACGAUUACCAUACGAUAUCGUACCGGGCCAGCAAAUAUAUAUAUAUAGAUAUUUGACAGAUGACUUUCUCAGCCUCGUCAAGAGGGGAAUUUCACUACGAGCUAGAAAGCAGAUUCUCCAUAAUACUCUGUUAGGUAUUGCUGAGUUACACGAUCAGGAUGUCGUUCAUCUCGAUAUCAAACCAGACAAUAUCAUGGUUGAAAGCAAACAAGAUGGCGAAGACAUUAUCGUCGAGAGUGUGCAGAUCAUUGACCUUGAGAAUGCCGCCUACCUUCCUAAAGGUAGGUGUAUUAAGGGUAUGCUUGCUGGAAAUGAAAAUUGGCGAAGUCCAGAAGCACAUUUCAAAGGUGAACUCAACAAGCCAACGGAUAUUUUCUCUUUUGCGAUCGUUUGUAUCUACGCUAUGCUUGGACGAGUUAUUUUUGGUCCUGAUCAGGAUUUCAGAAAACACGAAGCGCAGGGUGCAUUGCCCGCUUUUAUCCGCCUACAACGUCAAGUUUCGUAUUUUGGAGACAUGCAGGGAAUAGGAGGCCUGUCAAAACAUAUUUCCGACGAUGAUAUUAGCUGCCAGGUCUUGCAGAUGUUAUGGGACGAAAGGGCUGAUGAGCAUAUCGAUUACCGACCAUUUGUUGAUUGGCCUGACGUUGACCCUUCAUUUAAAGAUCUGAUUCAAAAACUUGCGAAUCUAGACCCCUCAAAACGACUCACAGCGCGUCAGGCAUUGGAACAUCCCUGGUUCUUGGGAUAG